Molecule: messenger RNA, 2145 nt
Organism: Stylonychia lemnae
Lineage: Eukaryota; Ciliophora; Spirotrichea; Sporadotrichida; Oxytrichidae
Source: the annotation of a GenBank genome assembly
AUGCAUGGCUUUCAUUUAAGUAGAAAAUAAUAGCAAAGUAGUGUGAGCAGCAGUCAGUUUAAAAGCCAAAGGACCAGCAGAGGACAGAAAUUUAUAGCUCUAGGAACUCAGAAACAAGAUCUGAGUGGGCCAGUUGCCUAGAAAUACAAACAGCAAUUCAGCUCAAUACUUCUAAAGCCUCAGCAAUAGACAUUUAAGUAUCUAAUAAGAUAAAAGUUUAUGGCUGCCUAUUCUUAUCAGAUGCGAAUGACUAUUCAUUUGACUAGUACUAGCUCUGACAUGGAUUUUAGCAGUGAAACUAUAGCUAAAUAAGAGAAACUUAAAAAACUAAGGAGGCAAUUACGAUAAAAUACCAUUACUUUUAACUAACUGAGAGCAAGGGAAGAACCGAUCAUGUCAGCUAGAUAGGCUCUCGACACAAAAGCAUAUAUGACUGAAUAAGAUCUGGGCUCAGUAGAGAUUAAGAGAAUAAAGAGAGAUGCGGAGUAUUAAAGUUGGAUUAAUCUUAACCAGGCUGCAAUUAGCAUCUAGAAGAUUUACAAGGGAGUUACUGAGAAAGAUUACCUUCUUAAAUUCCUAGAAGAUAAAUACCACAAAGACAUGACUGAGCCUUCACUAAGACUUUAGGCAAUUUAUCGCUAGGUUAGGACUCAAACCAAUGCCAAGCAGGAGUACCUGAUACAGGUGCUUAAAGACAAAAUUACUAACUCAAUCAUUGUAAUGCAGUCACUUAUAAGGCUAAAGUAGUAAAGAAGAAAAGUCAAGAUGGCCUAUUUGAUAAAAAGAAUAAUGAGGCAAAGGGAGAGGUCUGCUGUUAUAAUACAGAAACACUAUAAGAGAUAUGCAGUGUAGUAGUUGUAUAGCAGAGUAAUAGAGUUUGAGAGAAACUAUCUCUCGAUUAAAUGGAGUGUUCAGGAACCAAUGCCGCAUAAUGUCCAGGUCAUUGGCAGCUUUACCAAUCCUCCCUGGGAGAAGAAGGUAGAACUAGACUACUGCCCAUUGAGAAGGAUAUUUGUAAAGUACAUGAGUAAUCUUAGCGAGGGAACCCACAUGAUUAAGUUUAUAGUGGAUAGUCAGUUUAAAUGCGAUCCAUACUUUCCUGUGAUUACUGACUCCACAGGACAUCUAAACAACAUUUUAGAAAUAGUUUCAGGUACUGAGCAAUCUGAAAGAUACUUCUCAAGGUAGCAGUCUAUCAGUUCUUCACUUAAAGAAGGAUUGCAAGGUUCAUUAAAGAGUUACAAGAGAUCUCAAAAAUCUAGAGAAGGCGCAAAUUAAAUGCACAUGGGAGCAUUCCAGAAUAGAGUUAAAAGAGGAAGUCAGGGAUUUAAUGCUUACAUUAACUAAGGUAGGCAAAUGCAAUUCGACAAAGUCUCCUCUAAAUCUUCCAAAGAAAAGCUUAACAUAUUCAAAAACGAUAAGAACUAUCACUUGGAGGAAUUUGAGGAAUUUAAGUAUCCCUAUGAGGAAUCAAAGCAAUCCAGCUAUAGCAAAAAAGACUAUCAUUUUAAUAGGAUGUCUCCUAUUCCAAGUGUGAAAAGAGACUUUAUUGAUAACCUUGGAGAUGACUUGAUUGAUCAAGAUUUUGACAGAAUCAGUUUGGACGAUCCCUCCUAAAAGGCUUCAGUUCUCAGAGAAGAGAUGAAGCAACAGUAAAGAAGAGAAGAGGAUAAACAGAGACUGAAGAGCAAGAACAAGCUUCUGACAUAUGAAGAUUCUUACGAAGAGGAAUAACUAGAUACCAAAAUAACUGGCUAAUUUGGUUUAAACCAAUUUGGAUUUGGAUAAAGUGAGUAUUAAGCAUCUUAUAACAUGCCCUAAAUGAUGGAAGGUAUCCAGUACGAUGACUACUAUGCUCAGCAUUACUACUAAGAUGAAAAUCUAGUGUCAACUUAAUUAAGUUUUGGAAACAUGAUUUCUCAAAACCCAGAUAAUUUCCCUCUUGGGGGAGGAUUUGGUCAAAAUUUUGAGAAUAAUGAGCAGCCUUUAAUCUCGAAUCAGUACUACAAUCUUAUGCAAUUUGGCUCUAACAACUAAGAGUAGUAGGAAGAGCAGGAAACUGAAUAAGACACAAGAAAAGAGUCUUCUUAGUAAACUCAAAAUUCCCAGAAGUCCUCUACUUAAUCUAAAAAGACAAUGUUUUGA